AUGUCGAACCCAAACGAUCUCCCCGUGAAUCCCGCCACUCCUACGGAAGAGGAGCUCGAAACGUUCAGGCGCCAAUGGCGAGAGGAAGUUUCGGCGCGUUCCAGGCAGAAUCAGCCCUCUUCUAGCGCUCCGCAACAUACCGCACACGCCACAUCGAGUAGACCACAACAUUCUCAGAGGCACAAAGCGCCACUGCCCUCUGACCGACCCAAAGAUGCGCACGCCGACGAAGCAGAACCGCAUGAAUAUCAUGAUCUAGGCGAGAAGCAGUUUGGCAGGAAGCUAGCCGAGCCAGCACCAGAAUCGGCCAAGGUGCCUGUAUCAGCGUUGGACCAUUAUGAAGAAGCGGUCAGGAGAGAGACGCAGGGCAACCUGGGCGACAGCGUAAAUCUGUACCGGAAGGCAUUCAAGUUAGACUCAGCGGUUCAAGACAUCUACAAGAAGAAACACUUUCCCGCCGCGUCUUUCCCGAAGCAGAAACCGACAAACGCGAACCCGUCGAAUGCGUCCGCCACGGUGCCCAACACUGCCCACCACUCACUAGCCGGCUUCUCUUCAAACAUAACCGACCUGGUUUCCUCAUUCGCUUCCUUAUCCAUCCCUGGAGAGGAGCCACCUACCAAUCUUUCGGCCCCACCACCAUGUCCCAUCGCCGAGCUUCCCGAAGAACUACUCGCCGACAUUUUGAUGUACGUUGCGGUGGAUGAUGUUGCACAGUUCGCUCGUCUCGCCCAGGUCUGCAAAAGAAUGGCGUAUCUCGUCAUGACAGAAGAUCGAGUAUGGCGUCGGGUUGCUCUUGGAGAUGAGUUUGGAUUUGCUUCUAUGCAUUAUAAAUGGGCCUGCAGAUUGGAUGGUAAACCGCUAGACGAUGAUGGCGAAGGCGGGCGCCUCCUCUCCAGCUAUACAGGAAUACCGGACCCCGAGGAGGAGGAAGAACGACAAGAAGCCGCCAGAAGGACCAAACUCAUUGAAUCAGCCCUGCACACGCUACCUCUCGUUCCCGACUCCUACCCGAGUUUCCGUAGCCUCUUCCGCUCUCGGCCUCGCGUUCGAUACAAUGGUUGCUACAUCAGCACUGUGAACUACACGAGACCCGGUGCGCAGCAGAGCAACACGUUGACCUGGGGGAUUCCGGUGCUCAUCGUAACGUAUUACCGUUACCUUCGCUUCUACCCCGACGGCACUUGCAUUUCCCUUCUGACUGUAGCUGAGCCACCUGACGUGGUCCCGCAUUUGAGCAAAGAAUACCUGCGCGGACAGAACGGAGCUCAUUCCCAUUCUGCCCUUCCGCAAGCAGUGAUGAAGGAUGCACUACCCGGUCGAUGGCGCUUAUCCGGUCCCGAACACCCAGUGGAUCCGAUGCUUUGGCCGUCGUCGUCUUCUUCUUCGUCUCCGUCCACCCCCGCGGAACCUGCCGCUGCGGCUGAAGCCUUACCAACCAGGACCUUGCAGGAGCCCCCGGCCUCUCUAGACUCAUCUCUUUCUCCCUCCGAGACAGAGGGUGUCCUGCACAUAGAGACUGAUGGUGUGACCCCGAAGUAUAUCUACCGCAUGUCUCUUGCAUUGAGCCAUGCAGGAAAGGGUGCACGUAACAACAAGCUUGCUUGGCAAGGCUACUGGAGCUACAACCGCCUUACGGAUGACUGGGGCGAGUUUGGCUUGAAGAAUGAUAAGCCCUUCUAUUGGAGCCGAGUGAAGAGCUGGGCUUAG
This is a messenger RNA of Lasiodiplodia theobromae, 1710 nucleotides long. RefSeq names its product F-box domain cyclin-containing protein. Gene Ontology annotation, biological process: SCF-dependent proteasomal ubiquitin-dependent protein catabolic process. Gene Ontology annotation, cellular component: SCF ubiquitin ligase complex. The record is from RefSeq and is a predicted model, not a curated record. Lineage: Eukaryota; Fungi; Ascomycota; Dothideomycetes; Botryosphaeriales; Botryosphaeriaceae. The transcript is spliced from 2 exons. The coding region runs from base 1 to 1710 and encodes 569 amino acids. Gene Ontology annotation, molecular function: protein binding.